AUGAAUGAUCCAGAAGAAAAAAGAUCAGCCUUAGUGGACUUAUCAGGCGACGAUAGGCCCGUAAACCCUUCCAUUAAACCAUUGCGGAAAGGUCAAAAGGUACUGGGCUGUGGAUCGAAGAAAUGUGUGAAAAGAUUGGUACAGGUCUCACUCUGCGUGGCAGGUGUGCCCCUGGUUUUACUUUUAGUGGUUGUUCCACUCCUGAUCUACUUCUUCCCUCAUCUCAUGCAGCAUUUGUUCUUCUUGAACUUCCGGCGUAUGCCGAUGACUGACUAUGAAAACGUUACUGCAAAUAGUGUAAAGUCAAUCGGAAGAAGUUUUUACUUAGAUGGAGAGCAGGGAAAAAUAGGAACCUGGCAUGUAUUGCCAGCAUCAAUAUCUAAUAAAUUCAAAGAAAGUGGUAUUCAACCCUCUGAUCAGGAAAUAGAAGACUUAAUCAAAAAGGAAAGGUUUCCGGUUUUUCUCUAUGCACACGGAAAUUCUUUUGACAGGACAAUAAGCCAUCGAUGCGAGCUUUACAAUGUCCUCAGUGACCAAGAUUACCAUGUUAUUGCAUUCGAUUAUAGAGGUUAUGGCGAUUCUGAAGGCAGUCCUACUGAAGAUGGAAUCGUAGCUGACACUCGUACUGUGUAUGAAUAUGCACUCAAGCAUAUCGGGAGUAAUACAUUAAUUAUUUGGGGACAUUCCAUGGGGACGGGAGUCAGUACUAGACUUGUUCAACAACUAUCGAAUGAAGGAAAAGCUCCUGACGGCUUGGUCUUAGAGGCCGCUUUCAAUAACCUACACGAUGUAGUGGUAAAUCAUCCAUUCAGUAUUCCGCUCAGAUGGAUGUCAAGCAAAAUGUUCGAUUCAUUAAUAGUCAACCCUUUACGAAGUGCUGGAUUAAUUAUGGAAAGUGACAAACGUAUAACGGAAAUCACCUGUCCUAUACUCAUCAUGCAUGCUGAUGACGAUCAUGUUAUACCUGCUCGACUAGGCAGGCUACUCGCGGAAUCUGCCGAGCGAGCUGGAAGAGAUGUAGAAUAUGUCGAGUUUGAUGCAAAAAGAGAAUUCAAACAUAAAUUUAUUUAUUUAGCUCCAGAGCUUCCCCAAAUAGUCAGAGACUUCGUCCGUAAAUGCGAACGUGUCAAACAUUCUAUGUGA
Messenger RNA from Auanema sp. JU1783, 1143 nucleotides. NCBI's taxonomy places the organism in Eukaryota, Metazoa, Nematoda, Chromadorea, Rhabditida, Rhabditidae. The record is from the annotation of a GenBank genome assembly.